Thlaspi arvense is the source of this 7857-nucleotide messenger RNA. NCBI's taxonomy places the organism in Eukaryota, Viridiplantae, Streptophyta, Magnoliopsida, Brassicales, Brassicaceae. The record is from the annotation of a GenBank genome assembly.
CGGAUAGAAGAAGACUCUGCCCUCGUGAACAUUAAGCAUCAGGCAGGGAAGAAGAAGAAGAAGAAGAAGAAGCAGCAACAUAAUGGCUACUACUCCGAUUAAACAAUUAUUACCAGUUCGAAGAAUCGACUCAGCUUCUCUCUGCUGGUCUGGAACAAUGCGAACGAGUCAAUCUUUUGACCUUUUCAAUUUCCUCAAGUUCCUUACAUAUACUGGAUUCGUCCCGGCGUAUUUACAUCUAUGAGAAGGGAAAAAUACUUUCACUCCUCGAGUGCUGUUUUCUAAAACAAUGGUCGUUGCACGCCAAGUGUUUGUGUUAUUGUCUGUGUUAGUUGUGGGUUUGGGAUUGGUGGAGAGAUGUGAGGCUUCUGGUAAGUUCAGCUUCCAAGUUCACCACAUGUUCUCUGAUGCGGUCAAGCAGAAUCUUGGGUUUGACCAUCUAGUUCCUGAGAAAGGAAGUUUGGAGUACUUCAAGGUUUUGGCCCACCGCGAUCAGUUGAUCAGAGGUCGAGGUCUUGCCUCCAACAACGAAGAAAGCCCCAUCACUUCCUCUGAAGGCAACUUCACGCUUGCGCUCAACUUCCUGGGAUUUCUGCAUUACGCCAAUGUAUCUGUGGGAACACCGGCUACGUGGUUCCUGGUGGCUCUGGACACAGGCAGCGAUUUGUUUUGGCUGCCUUGCAAUUGCGGUAACACUUGCAUCCGCGACUUGCAAGAUGCUGGACUUCAAGAUAGUAUACCACUCAAUCUUUACAGUCCCAACGCAUCAACUACAAGCUCAAGCAUUGGAUGCAGUGACAAGCGUUGUUUUGAAUCUAGACGGUGUUCUUCUCCUGCGAGCAUUUGCCCUUAUCAGAUUUCCAGCUCUACCACCACAUCCACCACAGGGACUUUGUUACAGGAUGUCUUGCAUCUGGUCACAGAGGAUGCCGAUUUAAACCCCGUCAAAGCGAAUAUCACGCUUGGCUGCGGCCAGAAUCAGACAGGUUUGUUCCAGAAAGAUGUUUCCGUGAACGGUGUUCUCGGGCUUGGUGUGAAAGAAUAUUCUGUUCCGAGCCUUCUUGCAAAAGCUAAUAUCACCGCAAACUCCUUCUCAAUGUGUUUCGGGCGUGUCGUUGACAUUGUCGGAAGAAUCAGUUUUGGAGACAAAGGCUACACAGACCAGCAGGAGACUCCAUUCGUUUCUGUUGAACCAAGUGCGGCAUAUGGUGUGAAUGUGACGGGAAUGUCAGUGGGGGGAGAUCCUAUUGGUGUUGGCCUGUUUGCACUAUUCGACAGUGGGUCAUCUUUUACACACUUAAUGAAUCCAGCAUACGGCCUUUUUACCAAAGCUUUUAACGAUCAAGUCGACGACAAGCGACUCCCCGUUGAUCCUACGAUUCCAUUUGAGUUCUGUUAUGUGUUGAGUCCAAACUUAACAACCGUUUCUUUCUCCCCGCUAGAGAUGACUUUCGCAGGAGGAUCCACAAUGAGACUCAAGAAUCCGUUUAUUUCAGCACGGACUGAGGCAAUAUAUAGUGAGGGUAGUUUGAUGUACUGCUUGGGUAUACUGAAGAGCGAAGAUGUCAACAUCAUCGGACAGAACUUUAUGUCGGGCUACCGCGUUGUAUUCGAUCGGGAGAGGAUGAUAUUGGGUUGGAAGCGGUCUAAUUGUUUUGAAGAUGAAAGCUUAGAAUCUACGACUCCUCCACCACCCGAGUUCGAAGCUCCACCACCAAGAGCAUCCGCUCCACCACCUGCUAUUGCUGCUACGCCUCCACCAAUCGACCCUCGUGACUCCACUGGAAGCCCUGAAGCAGGCGGUGCAGUCAGUCUCCAUCGGAAGAAAACCAUGGACGUUUCACGACAAGUGUUUGUGUUAUUCUCUGUGUUAGUGGUGGGUUUUGGAUUGGUGGAGAGAUGUGAGGCUGCUGGUGGUAAGUUCAGCUUCCAAGUUCACCACAUGUUCUCUGAUGCGGUCAAACAGACUCUUGGGUUUGACCAUCUAGUUCCUGAAAAAGGAAGUUUGGAGUACUACAAGGUUUUAGCCCACCGUGAUCAGUUGAUCAGAGGUCGAGGUCUUGCCUCCAACAACGAAGAGCCUCCGGUCACGUUCAUGAGGGGAAACCGCACGCUUGAACUCGACCUUCUCGGAUAUCUGCAUUACGCCAAUGUCUCUGUUGGAACACCGGCUACUUGGUUCCUUGUAGCUCUGGACACAGGCAGUGAUUUGUUUUGGUUGCCAUGUAACUGUGGUAACACUUGCAUGCGUGACUUGCAAGACCUUGGACUUUCUGAGAGUCGACCACUCAAUCUCUACGCCCCCAACGUAUCUUCUACGAGUUCAAGCAUUAGAUGCAGUGACAAGCGUUGUUUUGGAUUGAGAGGAUGUUCUUCUCCUUCAAGUAUUUGCCCUUAUCAGGUCCAGUACCUUUCUAACAACACAGCCACCAGAGGGACAUUGUUCGAGGAUGUGCUGCAUUUGGUCACAGAGGAUGAUGAUUUAGAGCCUGUUAAAGCUAAUGUCACCCUUGGUUGCGGUCAGAAUCAGACAGGUUUGCUCCGGAGAGGUAUGGCUGUGAAUGGUCUUCUCGGGCUUGGUAUGCAAGAUUACUCUGUUCCGAGUGUACUCGCAAAAGCGAAUAUCACCACAAACUCCUUCUCAAUGUGUUUCGGGAACAUCAUUGACAUUAUCGGAAGAAUCAGCUUCGGAGACAAAGGCUACACGGACCAACUGGAGACGCCACUAGUUCCUGUUGGACCAACUCCGACAUAUGCUGUGGAUGUGACUGAAGUAUCAGUGGGAGGAGAGGAUCUCGGGGUUGAGCUGCUCGCAAUCGUUGACACUGGCACAUCAUUUACGCACUUAAUGGAGCCAGCAUACGGUCUGAUUACCAAAACUUUUGACGAUCAAGUCACUGACAAGCGACGCCCUAUGGAUCCUAAGAUUCCAUUUGAGUUCUGUUAUGACUUAAGUCCAAAUGCUACAACCAUUCUUUUCCCCAAAAUUGUGAUGACCUUUGGAGAAGGAUCACAGAUGAGUCUGAGAAAUCCGCUUUUCAUGGUGACGAAUGAGGAUGAAAGCUUCAUGUACUGCUUGGGUAUUCUGAAGAGUGUGGAUUUCAAGCUAAACAUUAUUGGACAGAACUUCAUGUCAGGCUACCGCAUUGUGUUCGACCGGGAGAGGAUGAUUUUGGGUUGGAAGCGGUCUAAUUGUUUUGAGGAUGAAAGCUUAGCAGCUACUCCUCCACCACCACAGAUCAAAGCUCCUGCACCAAAACUAUCCACUCCACUAUCUCCUUCUCCUCCUCCCCGUGUUUCUGUUGCUACACCGCCCCCGGUUAACCCUCGUGACUCCACCGGAAACUCUGGCACAGGCGGCGCAGCCAAUCUCAGCCUUCUUGCAUCUCAAGUCUUGUUUAUCCUACCUCUUUUGGCCUUCCUUUGAUUCUCACCAGAUGCAUUCGCUUUUGGUUGGUUUGACCAUUUCAUGUUCAUUUGAUAAUAAUCUUUGUUUGAUGAGUAAAACAUUAAUUCAUUGGUUUGAGUCUUUGAGAGUGGUAAUCUUAUCUCCCUGUUACAAUGUAUAUGUUUUUGAUGUAUAAUUGUGGUUUGGAUAUUGUCAAAUCCUAUGUGUUAGUGGUAAGACUUAAUUAACAGAUUAAAGAUCACUUCUUCAGUUCUACAAUGAGAUGAAUGUGGGUAGAAAGAUUGAUACCAAAAGUGUAUUUUUUUGUUUCCUCGCUUGGUAAACUAAAAAUAUGUGUUUUUGCAACAAAAAAAAAAGAAAAAGAAAAAGAAAAAGAAAAAAAAAGUCCGUUCUUUUACCAGCGAUUUCCUCCUCCGGCGCUUCUCGAUUGUACAGCAGGAUCCACUCACUCGAUCCUCUGUUUCCCUCUUCUUAUGGCUGCGAAGGCGACUAGUCAUACCUCUCGCUAUUCCAUAACUCCCAUCGAUAGAUCCCAAUCUCUUGAUUACGCUGCGCUCCCUCUCCCUCGUGAGGUGAUCAGAACUUGAUUCCACGACCUCCGUCGCCCACGAGGAUCCUUCUCACCUCUCGGUGACUCCUUCCGUUCAUCCACCGGCCGAAAUGGAGAGUUUCGAUAACGGCAAUGCUAGUAAGAAACUGGCGUCUCCUUCAAUUAGCUCCCGCCGAGGUCGGGGCUCUUGAUGGGAGCAGACUCUGAAAAGCCGCCUUCUUUGGAAGAGACCUUAUCCGACGGAUCAUCAUCAUCAGUGCCGCCUCCACAGAGAAUAUUUAGAGCACCUAAGCAGCUGUUAUUCUUGCUCAACAUGAAUGGUACUGGUUCUGGUUCUCAAAAACCACGCCAAUGCCAGCCAAAGAGGUGGCCUCACCGUAAUAAUAAUUGGAGAGAUGUGCACUUGCAGCCACAGUGGGGGUUUUAAGGCUUACGAGACCUCAAGUGAUGAUGGGACCACCAUCUUUUCAUGCCAGUGACACUCUAUACAUAAGCAGAGACAUGUUAGGAAAGACAUUUCCGGUGAUGAUGGGGCCACUCCACUGGCAGCACAUGAAUGUGUUUUUAUUGCAGGAUGAUUCUAUAACGAGACGAAGUGACUGGGACAAGUGUAUAUACACGGCGUUGUGAUCACAGGGAUACAAGCAUUUACAGCCCUUGUCCUGCUGGAGCAGGGGACAACUAGUGAAUCUCCAGAACACAACACUAACAGGAAGUAGAAAUCUGGAAGCGUGUGGGGAAUCACGAGAGCAAGAAAGCGGUAUCAGAUACACAUCGCCUUCUUUUUUGCUGUUGUGAGAGGAGGAGAGAGGAAUCAAACUUCUUAGACUUUUCCCCUUGAAAGAAAAAACUAGAACUACAAGAGAGUUUAUAGCAUUACAAGGAGAAAAGGUGUUUGAUCCCCAGGAAAAAACAGGAAUACAGACAGAAGGAAUCAGAAAUGGAAAGAAGAGAACCAGAGGAAAAGUUCAUCCGUGAGGAUGAUGGUGGCGGGUGAAAAGCGGCAGAGUGGACAGCAUAUCUUGCGGCUGACAUGGAACCACGUGUCGACGCAGAGACUAUGGAACUCAUGGGAACAAGGCAGGGACUUGAUCACGUCCUCAUCCUCCAUUCUCAUCAGACACACACUGCAACACUCUUUCUCUUUUAUUCCUCCUCCUCCUCCUCCUCCCUGCACUCUUGGGUACAGCAAAGGCAGCCACUUGUCCAGACCCAUCAUCUUUUCUUCGAGUUUAGAUUCUCUCCUCUACACUUAUGUGUUAUCAAUUUAACAGAGUGGGAAUCGUGUGUGUUGGAGAGACAAGAAAAGAGGUUGGUCGCUGUUGCGUGAUUUGCAAUGCCUCUCUUGUUUUAUGGAUUACAAUGUACGUUAAAACACCUUUCUCUCUAUGUUCACACACCAACACCAAGACCCUUACUUCUCACCUUCUUUCUUUUUUCCUCUUUCUCUCUACGUAUCCCCUCUUUUCUUAUUUCUAAUUCAUGCAGAUCACUUUCUAACAUCAAUUAAAAGACUCGAUUGGAUUUUUAUAAACGUGUCUUUGGAUAAUACCGAAGAAAUAUCCAGAUAAAGAAGAUGAUUUAGCUUAUCUUAAAUUUUGUUUUUUUCAAAAAUAGAUUUGCUUUGUGAUUUGUUUAGUCUGUCUGUAAAUGAUUUGAAACUCCAUCUAAGCUAAAGUUAGGUUGUGAGGUGCCUUAUCCCAUUCACACACCAUUUUAAGUUUCGUUUUAUCUUAUUUUUGUAAACAAAAUUGCAUAAAUGCUCCUCUAAUCUACUUUAACUUGGUUCGUGAAAACCGGAACUCUCCAUCUCUAUCAGAGGGUUUCCCUGAAGGUUUUUUUACACUGAAUGAUUCUCCUUCCUUGGCCGCCUACGUUCUCCUUCCUUCUGUAAUCCGUUGAGGCGUUGACGCUCCUCAGUACUGACACAAGAUAUGAUCGUGGGUUAAUGGCGAUUUCUGAAUCCAUCCCUGACUCAACUCUAAGGAUCCAAGCUGGAGAUGAAUGGCAAGAGCAUCUUCUAUCCGCCAAUUCGUCACGUCCAGAUCUAUCUCCCCCGUUCUGGGUCUUCUUAGAGCUUUCAAACUUCUCGAAGGAUCCAGUACUAUCGGACACCUCUUCCAAGUCCACGCGAGGCUCAUCGCCUCCGGUAACUUCUGGGAUUCCACUUGGGCCAUCAGAUUGUUGAAGUGUUCUUCGCGUUUUGGUGACGCCACCUACACCCUCUCGAUAUUCCGCAGCAUUGGGAAGCUCUACUGCGCAAAUCCCGUCUUCAAGUCGUAUUUGGCCUCGUCUGCACCGAUACGAGCUUUAGGGUUUUACUUCGAUAUACUGAGAUGCGGGUUUGUUCCUGACACCUACACCUUCGUCUCAUUGUUUAGUUGUAUCGAGAAGACGUGGUGCGUUGAUUCCGGAAAAAUGUGUCACGGGCAGGCCAUUAAACAUGGAUGCGAUCAAGUUUUGCCUGUCCAAAACUCUUUAAUACAUAUGUAUACUUGUUGUGGUGCCUUGGAGCUUGCGAAGAAGCUGUUUGUUGAAAUGCCCAAGAGAGAUAUUGUGUCCUGGAACUCGAUAGUCGCUGGGGCUGUGAGAGACGGUGAUCUUGUGUAUGCUCACAAGCUGUUCGAUCAAAUGCCGGAGAAAAACAUGGUUUCUUGGAAUAUCAUGAUCAGCGCUUAUUUGGGUGCUAACAAUCCCGGAGUCUCUAUUAGGUUGUUCCGCGAGAUGGUCGGAGCUGGUUUCCAAGGAAAAGAGAGGACCUUGGUUUUGCUACUGAGUGCUUGUGGCAGAUCAGCUAGACUGAAGGAAGGUAGGUCGGUUCAUGCUUCUCUGAUAAGAACCUCGCUGAGCAAGAGCGUAGUCAUCGAUACAGCUCUUAUUGAUAUGUAUGGAAAAUGCAAGGAAGUAGACUUUGCGCGUAGGAUAUUCGACAGUCUAUCACGUAGGAACAGAGUUACGUGGAAUGUGAUGAUAUUGGCACAUUGUCUUCACGGUCUUCCUGAAGAUGGGCUCGAAUUAUUUGAAGCCAUGAUCGACGGUGAGCUCAUUCCAGAUGAAGUAACGUUUGUUGGCGUUCUCUGCGGUUGUGCUAGAUCCGGGAUUGUUUCACAGGGAGAAAGUUACUAUGCCCUGAUGGUUGACGAGUUCCAGAUCAAACCCAACUUUGGACACAUAUGGUGCAUGGCUAAUCUUUACUCCAGCGCCGGGUUCCCUGAAGAAGCAGAGGAAAUUCUGAAGAACUUGCCAGAGGAAGAUGUGACGCCAGAAUCUUCAAAAUGGGCUAACUUUCUCAGCUCUUCACGUUUCACAGGAAACUCGGCUCUUGGGGAGAGCAUUGCCAAGUCCCUGAUAGAACAAGAUCCCCUGAACUACAAGUAUUACCAUUUGCUGAUGAACGUUUACAGUGUUGCGGGGCGUUGGGAAGAUGUUGAUAGAGUGAGAGAGAUGGCGAAGGAGAGAAAAAUAGGACGAAUACCCGGGUGUGGCCUUGUGGACUUGAAGGAGAUAGUCCAUGACCUGAUACUAGGAUGCGGAGAAGCAGACAAGGUGAUUACUGAGACUAGUCUAGAGCAAAACGCUACAGUGAUUUACUGACAUAAUAAGCUAGUCCUUUGCCAGAUCCAGGCUAUAUAUGAAGUCAUAAAUGGAAGAGUGUCGUCUUGCAGGGAAUGCGCAAGAACCGAUCUGUAUUUGCAGACGAGAGUAUAAAAUUCUGGUUAUAAUGGAAAACAAGAGAAAUUGUGGCCUCUCUGAUUUUUUUUAGUUUUUUUUAGUUUUGAGAAAGGCUCUUUAUAACACAAUCAAUGUGAUGUGAUCUACAUGAGAAAUUGAGAUUUUACCAACUUGCGAAUGAAUGAAUGAAUGAUAAUUCUUUUGAACAUCUUAUUACAGAGUUAAU